AUGCAUCCGUUCGAUAACGUAUUUGUGCCGUUGCCCAGGUAUCGCAUAGCCAUUUGCAGUUCGUGCCACAACGCCGUAUUCCCCAGUUCGAUCAAGACGCACGUUAAUACACACCAUUGUUAUUUACCAGUACGGCAUCGGCAACAGAUCAUCCAGCGAGCGGUAGAAUUGGAAAGACGCGGCAUUUUAGGGUCAGAUGUAAGCGGAAUCCAGUUCCCAAGCCCGGGGGAUCCCGCCGUCCCGGGUUUGCCAGUUUGGCCCGAUGGAAAGAAGUGCAUAGUUCCCGGACCAGACGGCCACCCGUGCGGCCAUAUCCGGCGGACGUAUCGCGGCAUACAAGCGCAUUGCCGAGACGCACAUGGUUGGACCAACGUGCGCGCACGUGGAAGGCCGUCGGCCGGUGUUUCACCAGGCGGCGAAGGGGACGUAUGGGUCGACAGCAUACAUUGCCAACAAUUCGGCAAGACGGGCACGUUGCAGCGGUUGUUCGAAGUGACGCCAGCACAAGCAUCCACAUCGACAAUGGAAGGCAGCGUGCAUCAAAGCCAUCCGGACUCAGCAAAGCAGAUAUUAGCCCAGUUUAACGAGUUGGCCAACACCGUCAAAGACAACGACCAAAAAGCGGCGGCGGUGAUCGGCGAGCAGUCGAGGUUUUCCGCCAACAUGUGGGUUCGCCGGACCGGUUGGCCCCGGCAUUUACAAGGAUUCGACCGCGAGUGGUUGGCCGGCACCGCACAGCCACGAGACCCGGAAGAACGGGAGGAGAGGAAUCCAAGGAAUACAGAAGACAAAGGUAAGGACAAAGGUAAGGACGAAGGAGCGGCAACCGAGAAGGCGUUAGCCCGUGUUUUAUUGGCGGUAGAACGGGUUAUAUGGCGGGCCCAGCGUGCAUCCCGGGUCGAGAUAGUUGGGUCGACGGCCAUCAAUUAUAUCAGCAGGCGUGGGCGGGUGGUGAUUCGAACGAAAAGCCGUUUCACGCAGAGCAAAAGGGCCAGACGAUGGAACGGUACACCGAAUCGUGGAAGGCGGUAG
Molecule: messenger RNA, 1032 nt
Organism: Podospora pseudocomata
Lineage: Eukaryota; Fungi; Ascomycota; Sordariomycetes; Sordariales; Podosporaceae
Exons: 1
Coding region: 1-1032 (343 amino acids)
Source: RefSeq, a predicted model, not a curated record